This is a messenger RNA of Centropristis striata (black sea bass), 1067 nucleotides long. RefSeq names its product TATA box binding protein like 2 (gene tbpl2). Gene Ontology annotation, molecular function: RNA polymerase II general transcription initiation factor activity; DNA binding. The coding region runs from base 78 to 1028 and encodes 316 amino acids. NCBI's taxonomy places the organism in Eukaryota, Metazoa, Chordata, Actinopteri, Perciformes, Serranidae. Gene Ontology annotation, biological process: DNA-templated transcription initiation. The transcript has 8 exons. The record is from RefSeq and is a predicted model, not a curated record.
GCAGGUCCUGGAAGUCCUGGAGCAGGUUCUGGAAGGUUCUGGAGAUCCUUGAGGUUCUGGAUCAGGUCUAAUGAGUCAUGGACGAGUCAGCGUUGGAGCGAUACUUCGAUGACUCGAUUGCAAAUGACUCUGGCUUUAUUUUGGGGGAGGAGCUUGGCCUGCAGAGCCCCGCCCCACCCCUGGUGGGGAAGGCGGUGCCUGGCGGCGAGCUGAGCGAGGAGCUCGACCUCAGCUUCCUGCCUGAUGACAUCAGCACGCAGGACGAGCCAGGUCGCCAUGAACACACAGCAUGUGUCCCAGCUGACAGCACUGCAGCUCUGGAUGUCUCUCAGGACAGCGCCGUUUGUCUGGACUACAACUCCCAGCAUGCCUCAGCAGCAGCCGGGCCCCAGCAGGGGGCCACCCUGUCGGGGACAGGGGCCUCCCCCUUUUGUCCCAUGACCCCAAUGACCCCGAUGACCCCCAUGACCCCGAUCACAGAGAGGUCAGGGAUCAUCCCGCAGCUGCAGAACAUUGUGUCCACAGUGAACCUCGGAUGUCCUCUGGAUUUGAAGUUCAUCGCGCUGCAGGCCAGAAACGCAGAAUACAACCCAAAGCGCUUCGCUGCCGUCAUCAUGAGGAUCAGAGAUCCCAGAACCACCGCACUGAUCUUCAGCUCCGGGAAGAUGGUCUGUACCGGAGCCAAGAGUGAGGAUCAAUCCCGUCUUGCUGCCAGGAAGUAUGCCCGUGUGGUCCAGAAACUGGGUUUCUCUGCUCGUUUCCUGGACUUUAAGAUCCAAAACAUGGUGGCGAGCUGCGACGUCUGUUUCCCCAUCAGACUGGAGGGACUGGUGCUCACACACCAGCAGUUCAGCAGUUAUGAGCCCGAGUUGUUCCCAGGACUCAUCUACCGCAUGGUGAAGCCUCGCAUUGUCCUGCUCAUCUUCGUGUCCGGGAAGGUUGUUCUGACCGGAGCGAAGGAACGAUCGGAGAUCUACGAGGCGUUUGAGAACAUUUAUCCGAUCCUGAGAGGCUUCAGGAAGCAGUGACUUCCUGUUUAUCUCGAAAUAAAUCAGAUGUUUAGUGAA